AUGAUGGAUUUAGGCAGAGCUGAGCCACGUGACUUCCGCUGUGCCUGGCAACGUAAAGAGGAGCGUUUCACCCAGUCACGAGCAGGAAAGCUUCCUUGCGGAGGUCAUACUGGAUCCGAGCCAGUCACAAAGAAGAUUUUUCAUGCUUUAACUUGGCAUGUGUCCCACGGUUGCACAUUUAAGAAGACCCUGUCCUUUCACUCCUCGGGAGGAGAACGAAGCAGCUUCUGCGGGCCUCUUCCUUGUCUGCCCCUUGCCUGCUCCCUAGGCUCUGUGUCCCUCACUGGCCCUGCCACUUCCACCUCUGUUGGCCCACUGCCCUCUCUCCAAGUCCUGCCCUCAGCCUACCCUUGCCCAGCUGCUCAUCCUUGUACCCCACCAUCUUGGCCCCUCACUGCUCUGUGCCCCUGUAUUUUGUUCUUCAUUCCAGACAGGUUUUCCCCCAGUGUGUUGUUGUUUUUCUCUUCCUUACCAGACCACAGACUCCACGGAGAGAGCAGGGAGAUGGAAAGUGUGGGUCAUGGCCUUUUCACUUUCCCAUUUCCUGCAGUGCAUAACCCUGCCCAGAGCAGAGUGGACCUGGGUGUCCGCACAGGCUGCUACAUUCUGGACAUAAACUCAUCUAAGUGGAAUCAUCAGUCACCAUCAUUCACAUGGCCGUUACUCGCUCCAGUCUCGCUGGACAAAGGGGCCCUCAGAGGACUGCAACCCAAUUCUGCAUGGGCUUCCAGAUCUCUGCCAAGAGAACCUGGUUUGCCGCGGCCAGGUGUCAGAGCACUUCACAAAUGAUGCAAUUUUUGAAAAGUUUCUAUGAAUUUUAUUACUAUAUAACUUACCAGAAUAAAUUAUCCUUUCAUUAA
Molecule: messenger RNA, 860 nt
Organism: Heterocephalus glaber (naked mole-rat)
Lineage: Eukaryota; Metazoa; Chordata; Mammalia; Rodentia; Bathyergidae
Source: RefSeq, a predicted model, not a curated record